Messenger RNA from Diversispora eburnea, 483 nucleotides. NCBI's taxonomy places the organism in Eukaryota, Fungi, Glomeromycota, Glomeromycetes, Diversisporales, Diversisporaceae. The record is from the annotation of a GenBank genome assembly.
GCAUUAGCGAAACAAAAAUCCAAUUAUGAUGCUGAGAUAGAAAAAUUGAAAAAGGAAGUUCAAUCCUCCAAAGCACAGGCACCGACAGCAAGAAGCCCCCCAUCAAAUUUAAAAACGGAAGAAGAUUAUAAAAAUUAUUAUGCAGCGAAAUACUUUAACGAUUUAGGUAUAUAUAGUAAUGAAGAUUUAGAUUCACAUUAUCCUAAAAAACCUUUUCAAAGAACAAACCAAUCCGCUAGAAUGGAUAGAAUAGAAUUAAAAGUAGACAAAAUUGGACAAAUGACAUCUCAAUUUGGAAAAAUGGUACUUGAAAAUCAAUCCAAAAAACCAGUAGCCAAAUUAAAUCGAACACAACAAUGUUAUCCCUUUCAACCAAUAAAUUCUAGUGUUUCAGCUAAUGAGGAAGGUAAUGAGGGUGGAUAUGAUGAAGAAAAAGAUAUAUGGCUUGAUUCAUCAGAAAAAAAAAAUAGAUAUUACCAGUAA